Messenger RNA from Caenorhabditis briggsae, 93 nucleotides. The coding region runs from base 1 to 93 and encodes 30 amino acids. NCBI's taxonomy places the organism in Eukaryota, Metazoa, Nematoda, Chromadorea, Rhabditida, Rhabditidae. The transcript has a single exon. The record is from RefSeq and is a predicted model, not a curated record.
AUGGCACAACAAUCCGAGCACAUUAAAAUGAACACAUCGGCGGUGGUAAUUUCAGUAUUGGGAUGUGUAUCCGGUCUUGUAACUUGUUUAUGA